Molecule: messenger RNA, 1347 nt
Organism: Adineta ricciae
Lineage: Eukaryota; Metazoa; Rotifera; Eurotatoria; Adinetida; Adinetidae
Source: the annotation of a GenBank genome assembly
AUGUCGGUGUCCAUCGGUGCAUUUCGUUGGCUUGAUAUUCUUGAAAAAGAAUUCGACAAAGCGUUUGUUGAUAUUGAUUUACUACUCGGAGAUAUCGAUCAAGAUCAAUCGGAAAUUACCGAUGAAGGUCGUACAAAAAUGACUGUCCUCAGUUCAUGUUUUGCUCAAUUAGCUCACAAAGCUCAAACGAUCUCCCAAGCAAAUGCGAAAUUAGAAGCACAAUUGAUCGAUGUUCGAACUGAAGUUGUGGAGUCCAAAGCAGAACGGCAAGCGCUCGAACAGCAAGUGAAAGAUAUCAUGGCACAAUUACAUGCCUCACAAUUAGAAUGUCAAGUUUUGAAAAACCAAGGCGAAAUUGAAGGUGCUGAGACGAUUCUGAAGAAACUGGAAGAACAAAUCACAAAACAGCGUGAGGAAUUCAAACAGAAUGCUAUUCCGGAGAUCAAAGUACAAGAAAUUGAAAAAGAAAAUGAAAAAUUAAAAGCGCAAAUCAUUAACCUUCAAUCGGAGGUCUAUGGGUCACGUUUAGCUGCCAAAUAUCUCGAUAAAGAAUUAGCCGGAAGGAUUCAGCAAAUUCAAUUACUUGGUCGUGAUUUGCGUGGAGCUGAUCAUGAAAACCUUUGGAAUCAACUGGAAGCUGAAAUUCAUCUGCAUCGGCAUAAAACUGUUAUACGCGCGUGUCGUGGACGAGAAAAAGUCAAUAAAAACCUCACGAGCCCUCCCGGACAUGAUUUUAAUACUUUAAAAAAACGACAAGGUGUAGGAGAAGUUCGUACUGUCAAACUUUAUAAAGAUGCUAAAGAAGCAUUAGGCAUAUCAAUUACAGGCGGAAAAGAACAUGGCUUACCUAUUCUUAUAUCAGAAAUCCAUGAAGAUGGUCCGGCAUGGCGGUGUGGACAACUCUAUGUUGGUGAUUCGAUCUUAGCUGUUAACAAACAAGAUUUACGCGAUACCAAACAUCGAGAUGCUGUUCAAAUCUUAUCAGCUGUUAAAGGAGAUAUUAUAUUAACUGUGGUUUUUGUUGCACCUGAUGAUAGUGAUGACGAGGAUUUACAGAACUGUGAUGUUGAUAAUCAUCUGAAAUAUAAAUUUCUAACUGAAGAAAUCGAACAUCAACGUCGAAUGGAACCAAACCAUUCGUCAUCAAGUGACAUCGAAACGAUCCAUCGAAUCAAAGAUAUGUCGUCAUCAAACGGCAAUGAAAGAAAACAUGUCUUAGAACAGAUCGAUAGAGCGGAUACAAUUAGUAUUGAUAGUACUCAAAGAGAUAGGCCAUCUGUAAUUGAUCGAUAUCUCAAACAAACACGACAAUAUUUACCAGUUAAACGAACGGACUCGAAAGAGUAA